AUUUUUAUAAGUGAUAUUUAUAUAAUUUUUUUAGGAUUAUUAAUUUUAAUUAUUGGUGUUUUAGUAGGGGUUGCUUAUUUAACUUUAUUAGAACGUAAAGUUUUAGGUUAUAUUCAAAUUCGUAAAGGUCCUAAUAAAGUUGGUUUUAUAGGAAUUUUACAACCUUUUUCUGACGCUAUUAAAUUAUUUACUAAGGAACAAACUUAUCCUAAUUUUUCUAAUUAUUUGAGAUAUUAUUUUUCUCCUAUUUUAAGAUUUAUUUUAUCUUUAAUAAUUUGAUUGUUAAUUCCUUAUUAUUUUAAUAUAGUUAGUUUUAAUUUAGGGGUGUUAUUUUUUUUAUGUUGUACAAGAAUAGGAGUUUAUACUGUUAUAGUAGCUGGUUGAUCUUCUAAUUCUAAUUAUGCUUUAUUGGGUGGUUUGCGUGCUGUUGCUCAAACUAUUUCUUAUGAAGUUAGAUUGGCUUUAAUUUUAAUAUCUAGAAUUAUUAUAAUUAUAGAUUUUAAUUUAUUAUUAUUUUUUUAUUAUCAAAAUUAUAUUUGAUUUAUUAUUUUAAUAUUUCCUUUAAGAUUAUGUUGAAUAAGAUCUAGUUUAGCAGAAACUAAUCGAACUCCUUUUGAUUUUGCUGAAGGAGAAAGAGAAUUAGUUUCUGGGUUUAAUAUUGAAUAUAGAAGAGGAGGAUUUGCUUUAAUUUUUUUAGCUGAAUACUCUAGAAUUUUAUUUAUAAGAUUAUUAUUUGUUUUAAUAUAUAUAGGGGGGUUUAGAUUAAGAAUUAUAUUUUAUCUGAAGUUAUUAUUUAUUUCUUUUUUAUUUAUUUGAGUUCGUGGUACAUUACCACGUUAUCGUUAUGAUAAAUUAAUAUAUUUAGCUUGAAAAAGAUAUUUACCAAUUUCUUUAAAUUUUUUAUUAUUUUUUUUAGGGUUUAAGAUUUUAUUAUUAUAA
Molecule: messenger RNA, 939 nt
Organism: Spodoptera litura
Lineage: Eukaryota; Metazoa; Arthropoda; Insecta; Lepidoptera; Noctuidae
Source: the annotation of a RefSeq genome assembly